CGCGUGAAGCAAUUUAAAGCUGAUGGCGCAUCAUCUCGGCUGGACCGACUAUUAAGAGCUUCACUUUCCUUCCGCCCUCCUCGCGGGCGCAUCACGGGGACAUGGCUUUUACGCGCAGCCCCCCGACGGCGUGAUGAUACAUUUUUAAUCCAAGAUUGAAUGAUUUUUUGGGGGGUGGGUGGCGGGUCGUUUUCGGAGAUUCAACCAGUUCGGACUUCGACUGCUAUUGUUUCUGUCUUUCAUUCGUGGGAAUGAUCGACGUUUGGUUAAUAUGAACUUAUUGCCGGGUGGAAUAUGUAUUUAUUUAUCUGCAGCGAUCUGCUGGCUGACGGCCGAGGUCGAUGCGUCCUGGUGGUACAUGGGCACGCUGGGCUCCCAGGUGAUGUGCGACAACAUCCCCGGCCUGGUGAACAAGCAGCGGCAGCUGUGCCGCCAGCACCCCAAGGUGAUGCAGGCCAUCGGGGCCGGGAUGAGGGACUGGAUCUCGGAGUGCCAGCACCAGUUCCGCAACCACCGCUGGAACUGCAACACCACGGCCAGGGAGCACAACCUGUUCGGACGCCUGCUGUUGCGCAGCAGCCGCGAGGUGGCCUUCAUGUACGCAAUCUCCUCGGCUGGCGUGGUGCACACGCUGGCGCGCGCCUGCAGCCGCGGCGAGCUGGACUCCUGCUCCUGCGACCCCAGGAAGACGGGCUCGUCCCGGGACGCCAGGGGCUCCUUCGAAUGGGGCGGCUGCAGCGACCACGUGGAGCACGCCGUGCGCUUCAGCCAGGGCUUCGUGGACGCCAAGGAGAGGAAGGGGAGGGACGCCCGGGCGCUCAUGAACCUGCACAACAACCGAGCCGGCAGGAAGGCGGUGAAGCGCUUCAUGACCUUGGAGUGUAAAUGUCACGGCGUCAGCGGCUCGUGCAGCGUCCGCACCUGCUGGCUCGCCAUGGCCGACUUCCGGCGCACCGGCGACCAGCUGCGCCGGCGGUACAACGGCGCCGCGCAGGUGUCCGUCAACCAGUACGGCACCGGCUUCACCGCCGCGCAUGCGCACUUCAAGCGGCCCAGCGGGAACGACCUGGUGUACCUGGAGGACUCGCCGGACUACUGCGUCUGGGACCCCGAGUCAGGGUCGAUGGGGACAGGGGGGCGCGUCUGUAACCGGACGUCCCGCGGCGUGGACGGCUGUGAGGUCAUGUGCUGCGGUCGAGGCUACGACACGUCGCGGGUCAGCCGGAGCACGAAGUGCGAGUGCAAGUUCCACUGGUGCUGCGCCGUGCGCUGCAGCGACUGUCAGCAGCAGGUGGACGUGCACACCUGUAAAGACCAGACGUGACCGGCCAAUCAAACUGGGGGAGAUCUGUGCGUGUUUUUUUACUGCUUGUGCUUACUGACCCUUCGCUAAGCCUCGGGCCUUCAGAGCUGUGGCAACCCCCCCAUACUAUAUAAUUUAAAAAAAUGGUAUGUCAGAAAGGAAGGUUAUUAAUACGUGUUUGAAGGAUGAAUUCAGUUAAUAAAAAAUGAAGAAAGAAGCUAAA
Messenger RNA from Gasterosteus aculeatus aculeatus (three-spined stickleback), 1526 nucleotides. RefSeq names its product wingless-type MMTV integration site family member 2 (gene wnt2). Gene Ontology annotation, cellular component: extracellular region. Lineage: Eukaryota; Metazoa; Chordata; Actinopteri; Perciformes; Gasterosteidae. The record is from RefSeq and is a predicted model, not a curated record. Gene Ontology annotation, biological process: cell fate commitment; multicellular organism development; canonical Wnt signaling pathway. Gene Ontology annotation, molecular function: cytokine activity; frizzled binding.